Messenger RNA from Tribolium madens (black flour beetle), 3060 nucleotides. RefSeq names its product putative ATP-dependent RNA helicase TDRD12. Gene Ontology annotation, biological process: germ-line stem cell division; transposable element silencing. The transcript has 6 exons. The record is from RefSeq and is a predicted model, not a curated record. Gene Ontology annotation, molecular function: ATP binding; nucleic acid binding. The coding region runs from base 191 to 2296 and encodes 701 amino acids. NCBI's taxonomy places the organism in Eukaryota, Metazoa, Arthropoda, Insecta, Coleoptera, Tenebrionidae.
UGCAAAGAGGUUGAGGUUAUGUCAAUGUUUGUGUUAGAAAAUACCACUUUCCGUAUUUUCGGUUUUCACUCUAUUGUGACUCUAUUUUUCUGUGUAUAAAUGAAAAUUUUAAUGUGUAUUCACCAAUAAUUGUGGGUGCGAUGUGUGAAGGGCACUAUUUUUGUUAAAUGUAAGUAAAGUAAAGUACACUAUGGAGAAGCAAAAUAUAAUAACGAAGUACAUACCCGCUGGCGUCAAUGUUGCUAACAGUAUUAGAGAAAUAGAACCAAAAAGUAAAAAAGGUAUACGCUUUGAUCAAAUACGUGAAAGCGAUAUUUGCUUCCCAGAAGAAGCUUGCAACACAAAACAGGAGAACUCUUCAAGCAAGGAAUUACAGGAAAUUAAAACCAAGUUGAGGGAUAAUCUUGAAGUUAGAAACAAAAGCAAAGAGCAACAGAAAUUGUCUCUGCGAAAAGUUAUUCAUAAAAAUAGUGGCCUUGCUAUUGACAAUUUAAACAUUACAGUAAAUGAAAAUGUUGUGUGUCCCCCAAAUAAAGAAUUACAGAAAAUUAAAACAAAAUUGACUGAUAAUCCCGAAGCACGAAACGAGCAACAGAAACAGUCUCUGCGCAAAGUUAUUCAUAAGAAUAGUGGCCUUACUAUUGACAAUUUCAACAUUACAGUGAAUGAAAAUGUUCUAUUUGGGAAGCUACCAAGUGAACCACAUGUGGAGGAAACAAAUGCAACGCCUGUUUCUUUUAAGGAUAUAAUAUGUGAAAGGCUUAGGAAAAGUAAAAAAACAAAACAAAAUAAAAUUGAAAAUAGUCCAAGUACCAUUUUUGAUAAAUUUAAGAAAAAUAAAGUAGAAAAACUAAAGGAAAUUGAAAAAACAAGUCCUGCUCUUAAAAAACAAAAGUGCGAGUGCAAUGACUGUGAUAAGUUUGUUACUUGUUCAUUUUGGUUACAAAACAAUGUUUCAUUUGACGAAGCAGACAAUACAAAUGUGACAAAAGGGUUACCUUUACUGAAGAGUCAGCCAACUGAAAAAGAAAUUGCAGUUCUCAAAACUUUCAAUAAAAUUAUACUUCAUGGGGUGGUCAUCCCAAAACCACUGUUUUCUUUGGAUGAAACAAACAUUGACGACAACAUUCAGAAAGCACUAGUAAGAAUAAAUUGCACGUCAUCUAAAGACAUCCAGUCUUACAUGUGGCCAGCCAUCCAAAGAGGCCUAAGCACUUUUAUGAUUGCUGCUCCCAAGUCAGGGAAAACUUUAGCAUAUUUGCCAGUAUUCUGCACAUUUGCAAUGGAAAAAAAUGACAGAUAUGCAGAACUGGCCAAAUAUGAAGGACCCCUGAUUAUCAUCUUAUGCCCAAACAGUAAAAAUUGUUUGGAUUUGCAUAAUUUGAUUUCGGCACUCAUCCUUGACUGCUGGGAUGCUCCUGUAGUUGAAGUUUUAACAGAAAAUUCUCCGGUUCAGAGCAAUUGUGAUAUAUUAGUAACAGUACCGUCAAUUUUGGAAGAGUGCCUCAAAGCAGGAAAAGUGAGUUUAAAGCGACUGUGUCAUCUUGCAAUAGAGGAUGGAUAUUUUCUUCUAAAAAACCACAACCAGAGUAUGGAAAAGUUACUUAAAAUUAUAAAUAUUGCACAAACAAACAGGCCACAUAGGAAAAAUGUUCAAAUUGUUGUAAGUUCAGAGAAGUGGUCAGCUGAUCUUGAAUUGCUGUUAAAGAAGUUAUAUAUAACACCAAUUGUCUGCUUUGAAGAUUUUCUCGAGGCGGCUGUUUAUUCUAAAGUGGAAUUCAAAAAGAAGAAAUUAAAGUCUUUGCAUAAACUCUUUUAUUUAGAUGAUGUGCUCAAAUUGCACUACAUGACCCAGAAAGCUGUUGUUUUUUGUGAAGAGGAGGAAAUUUCAAAUAUCAAAGAGCACCUUGAAAUUAACGGCGUGGAGUGUAUCAUGAUUUCUAAUGAUCUAAUUGAAGACGAAAUUUUUGAAAAUGAAGACAUGUGGCGGUCUUUGCUUAAAGGACAAUAUAAAGUUUUCUUGUGUACCGAUGCCCUAUUUGAGAAAACAGCACGUGUAUUAAACGCCAAUUGGGUGAUUCAUUAUAGUCUCCCAUCAAAUUGGGCGCAAUUCCAAAAACGUUUUAGAUGUUUGGUUGAAAAUUUGUGUUCACCGUUUGAUGUCAGGGAUAAUAUCUAUAAAACCAAUGAUAAAUGCAGUUUUCUCCUCAUAGAUGAAGCUUGUGAUAAUCAGAUAUUUCUAGACUUCUUCGAAGUGUUGACCCGUAAUUUAGUGACGCAUUUACAGUUGAAGUAAACUGUUCUUUUAAUAUUUGGAGAAAGAACCUGUUUUAUAAUGCAAUAUUUUACCAUUAUAUUGUGAUAUGAUUUUUUAAGUUAUUUUUUUAAGGCAAGGUUAAAGGGAUUUUCUUUUAUGUCUACCAAAGGGCCAAAACAAAAUUUAUUACAAAAUCUAUUACUUUUCAAAUUACGCCUGCCUGAAUAAACACAUGUUUGUAAAAAAAUAGCAUAAAAGCAUAAAAGUUUCAAAAAUAUCGAGAAUGAGAAAAGCAUUCGGCCAAUCGUUAGGCAUUUUUUUUUGCUAAACUGCUUGAUAAUUUUACUGUUUUUCUACCUAUUACUAUAUUAAACACAUUUGUUAAAAGAAACUCUUCCUACUCUCUAAGCCGUGUGAUUUACGGCCUUACAGAUACCUCGAAAAUUCGUUUUAACCUGGUCUUAAUAAUUGGAGGAAGAAUCUGUUUUAUAAACCAACAUUUUACAUGUUACCAUUAUAAACUGUGAUUUUUUUUAAAUUCAUAGUUUUAGGUUAGGUUUACAAAUUAAUUGAUUUUUUGACGUGAAAUUAUGAGUUCAAUUCUGAAUCAAAGUUGUAAUCCGCUUUCCAUAAAUAGGUUUUUGACAAAGUUUUACUUGUUUUUAUUGUAUUUUUAGUUGUACUCUUACAAAUCUUAGAUUACUCCAUAAAAAUAUAUUUAAAAAAUUUGAUUUUAAUUAAGCAUGCAUAAACUAUAGCUCCACACCCAUCAACUGCUUUUUUAAAGCAAGUCGUUCGCUCCG